Perognathus longimembris pacificus (Pacific pocket mouse) is the source of this 2703-nucleotide messenger RNA. RefSeq names its product transmembrane BAX inhibitor motif containing 6 (gene Tmbim6). Gene Ontology annotation, cellular component: mitochondrial membrane. Lineage: Eukaryota; Metazoa; Chordata; Mammalia; Rodentia; Heteromyidae. The record is from RefSeq and is a predicted model, not a curated record. The coding region runs from base 110 to 823 and encodes 237 amino acids. The transcript has 11 exons. Gene Ontology annotation, biological process: cellular response to unfolded protein; negative regulation of apoptotic signaling pathway; negative regulation of RNA splicing. Gene Ontology annotation, molecular function: enzyme binding.
UCUAGAGCCAACCCCAGGCUAGUCAGAGCAUAUCCGGUGUUGGAAGAGCUGGGUUGGCUCCCGUGGCGUCUUUUUGAAGAGAGGAGACUGUCAUACGGACUCUGGAACCAUGAACAUAUUUGAUCGGAAGAUCAACUUUGAUGCACUCUUAAAAUUCUCCCACAUAACUCCCUCGACACAGCAGCACCUGAAGAAGGUCUAUGCCAGUUUUGCCCUCUGUAUGUUUGUGGCGGCUGCGGGGACCUAUGUCCAUGUGGUCACUCAUUUCAUCCAGGCUGGCCUGCUCUCUGCCUUGGGCUCCCUGGGGUUGAUGGUUUGGCUGAUGGCAACACCUCAUAGCCAUGAGACUGAGCAGAAAAGACUGGGACUUCUUGCUGGAUUUGCUUUCCUUACAGGAGUUGGUCUGGGCCCUGCUCUGGAGUUGUGCAUUGCUAUUAAUCCCAGCAUCCUUCCCACUGCCUUCAUGGGCACCGCCAUGAUCUUCACCUGCUUCACCCUCAGUGCUCUCUACGCAAGGCGCCGGAGCUACCUCUUCCUGGGAGGUAUUUUGAUGUCAGCAAUGAGCCUGAUGCUUUUGUCUUCCCUGGGGAACCUUUUCUUUGGAUCUGUUUGGCUUUUCCAGGCAAACCUGUAUAUGGGACUGGUGGUCAUGUGUGGCUUUGUCCUUUUUGAUACCCAACUCAUUAUUGAAAAGGCUGAAAAUGGAGAUAAGGAUUACAUCUGGCACUGCGUUGAUCUCUUCUUAGAUUUCGUUACUCUCUUCCGGAAACUCAUGAUGAUCUUGGCUAUGAAUGAGAAGGACAAGAAGAAAGAGAAGAAGUGAGAUGACCAUCCAGCCUUUCCCAGUUUGACCUCCUCUCCCUCUCCCCCUCAUUUCCUCUUUGCACACAUCACAGGUGGCGUGUUCUAUGAUAAUGAAAAGCAUCAGAAAAGCUUUUGUACUUUGUGGUUUUCUCUAUUUUGAAGUUUUGGGUUUUUUUUUAUCAAAAAAAGAAAACUGAUUAGCAGAAUAUAGUUUGGAGUUUGGCUUCCUAUUCCUGGAGUUCUUCCAUAUUCCCUUUUUUGUCAGCCCAUCUGUAGCCUCUUGCUCUGUCCAGGCAGCCAGGCCACCAAGAUGAGAAGUGGGGCCAGCCGAGGGAACAAACUUCCGGAAGUCCGCCAUCCCACCAAGGCUCAGCGAGUGGACCCAGGACUGGUUGAUAGAGACGCCUCGCCCACCCUUCCUCAGCACUGCUUGCUCUGCGCACAGUUCCUGUGGGACUAGCCAGUGUGUUUUCCAUUGGGAAGAAGGUCUCUGGCCCCUUGGCUAACUCAGAGUCAUCACAUCUGAUCUGUCAACUCUACAAAGAAAGCAGUCUUGUUGGUGCUGUGUGUCUUCUGCGCUAUGUGCGCUGGUCUGGCAAGCCCCCUCAGCCUUGUCAUCACGAGGGGGAUGUGGGCUCUUCCAACCCACCUGGCCCUCAGGGACUCCGCCAGCUUUCCAUCCUUGGGGUGGGAGGACUCGCACAAAGAUCAAUUCUUGUUAGGUAUUUUGCAAAAGGCUAAGCAUGGAUGGCAAGGUAGAUGUAGCCUAAAAUUCUCCCAUUUUCCCUGGUGUUUUGUAUUGUUUUUUUAAAUUGGUUUUGAAAAUAGGUCCUCACUGUAGAGUGGCCUCCAUUAGGUGGCUAUGAUUAAAGGCCCCCAAAGAGGAAGGCUAAGGAAAGGGAGCAGUUGAACCUCUAGCGUUAAUUAUGCGUCCUGCCAGAUGAGCUUAGGCAAGGAGUCUUGGUGUCGUGGGGGACAAAUCUCCACCAAACCAAGGGGUUCCUUGUAGGAUCGGUGAAGCAGGGGCCUGGUGACUUGCAAGACAGCCUUGGUAGCCCUUCAGUGUAUUUUGUCUAAACCCACCUCGACACUCUUAGGGCGUUGUCAGCCAGAGACUCUGGGCAGUAGAUAAACUUUUCAUUUACAGAUGCACUUUGGUGUUUGGAGCCAGGCGACCAGUCCUGCAAAAUGCAGCUCUGUUUGUUACAAACAUGGGAGAGGCCUUAUAACCAUCGCCAGGUCCUCCCUGUGGGCUGCCACUGUCAGGUGGCACAGAAGGGCGCAUGGGCACAGUCCUGGCCCUGGCCGCUGGGUUUCAGUGCUGGGCGACUAUGCCAAGGAAAGCUCAUCUUUAGUAGGACACCAUUUUGGGCUGUGCUGGUUUGUGGUGCUCCAUGUCACUAUGCCAUCUCAUGAAACUUCUGGAGUGACGAUGCCACCCAUAAUGGCUUGCCCUGCUGAGGAUGCUGCCCUCCAAUUUAGCUGCUGCCUCCAGCCUCUGGCUUGAGAACUUUACUACAGGGACUUCCUGCCUGUGAAAAGCCCUCAUCCGCAACUCUCCAUAGACGUGGCGGUUCUCUGCUAGACCCGAGAGCCUGACUUCCACCUGUUGAAGCCAAACUCCACCUCUUGUGCUUUUUUGCUUGGGAUAAAGGAGUUUUUCUUUAGAAACAGUGCCAAGAAUGACAAGAAUAUUAAAAAAAAAUUACUUUUAAAGAAAAUGUCUAACAGGUUUUUAAUACAGUUAUCUGUAAUUUCCACUUUCUUUUCUAGCUCUUGGUUUUUUGGCUCAGGCUGCAUUCUCUUAACUCAUACUGUGAAGACAAAGGUGUUUUUGAUUCAAAAAUAUAUAUCUACAUAAUCCUAAUUUGUAAAAAAUAAAGAAAAUUCCUUAACCUC